Asterias rubens (European starfish) is the source of this 2244-nucleotide messenger RNA. RefSeq names its product T-box protein 1-like. The record is from RefSeq and is a predicted model, not a curated record. The transcript is spliced from 6 exons. The coding region runs from base 1 to 2244 and encodes 747 amino acids. Gene Ontology annotation, cellular component: nucleus. Gene Ontology annotation, biological process: regulation of transcription by RNA polymerase II; positive regulation of DNA-templated transcription; cell fate specification. Gene Ontology annotation, molecular function: RNA polymerase II cis-regulatory region sequence-specific DNA binding; DNA-binding transcription factor activity, RNA polymerase II-specific. Lineage: Eukaryota; Metazoa; Echinodermata; Asteroidea; Forcipulatida; Asteriidae.
AUGCUGCAAAGGGAUUACAGAUCGGCACCUCCAGGCCAGUAUGAAAAAUACACAAUUUCACACACACCGGGUGAUGAUAGCAGAUGCGUGAAGAACGGAGAUUUUAGUGCGGACUUAACUGGACAUAACAAUCUCAUGGGGCCGAUCGGAGCCCAUGCCCCGGUUAACAUCCAAGCCAGGGAUGCCUCAACAAGACCGUCUGUCGUUGAACAUCGUCCUGGUGGACAACAUCUUCCCCAGAAGGCUCCGGGAUGCAGCAGUAGUACGAUGGAGGAGCAAGGAGCUCAUCUUCACAACCCCUAUGCACAUUCUGACUGUUUCAACUCCUCAACACAGGCGAGCACCCAUCAACCAUACUAUCAAAACAUGCAUCAGUAUUCGGUACCAUCAGGAAUACCAGGACCCCAUCCUCAAUCAUUCAGUAGUUCCCAGUUCCCUUUUCAUCAGCAUCAGCAGCAGAUCCCCAUUCCCUCAUCCUCGGACCCAUCUCCCACCACCACCGGGACGCAGCGGUACCACCCAUCGCCAACCUCAUCCAGCCCGGUCAUCGCCAUCUCAACAACCACAGACCCCAUCAAUGCUCUCAACGAAGAUCACGAUAAUGAACCAGACCUCAUCGAGCUGGUUCCGGCAUCAGCACCGUCAUGCCUUAAGGAUUUCAGCCCCGGAACGGAAGCUCCAAACCGCUUGGAGGAGGACCAGAUCCCAGUCCCAAGCCCUCCUUCGUCACAGCCCGAAAUCGGCAAGGCUUCGGUCUUCUUGUGUAACAGCGACCUAUGGCGGAAAUUCCACGAGCACAGAACAGAGAUGAUCAUAACGAAGCAGGGAAGACGGAUGUUUCCUCAGCUGGUUUUUCGUCUGAGUGGUCUGAACCCCGCCUCACACUACAACGUGUUCGUGGACAUGGUGGUUGCCGAUACCAACACGUGGAAGUUCCAGGGCGGGAAAUGGGUGGUAACUGGUAAAUCAGACGGCGUGCCAAAAGCAACGGCGAUCUACAAGCACCCCGACUCACCUAACACUGGUGAACAUUGGAUGAGGCAGGAUAUCGCUUUCUCGAAACUCAAAUUGACCAACAGCAGAGGCAAGGACUCAACAGGCAAUGUUGUGAUCAACUCAAUGCACAUCUACCAACCUCGUAUCCACGUCCUCGAUCUCAGCGGUGCCCGUGUACUUCAAACCCACAGCUUUCCUGAGACGCAAUUCAUUGGUGUGACUGCCUACCAAAAUACAGACAUUACUCAGCUAAAGAUCGACCACAAUCCCUUCGCUAAAGGAUUCCGGGACAACUACGACAGCUUUGCAACCCGAGACCGGCUCUCCUAUGUAGCAACCCUACAGGAACAACGUCAACGGAUCAACACCAAGCCGAAUACAUCAGUUGCCACAACCAACGGGCACACCUUACCAGGCUUCAACUCCCUCAGAAAUAGAGAAGAGCACCCUCUACCGACGAGUACCAUUUGUUUCGACUCUCGCCAGAAUGGUGUAGGGCGCCCUCUUCCGCAAAUGGCCCAUUCCACAACAACGGAGAUGACACUGCCAAGUAUUACAGAGGUGACCCGGCCACAGUUGCUAUGCGACAUGGGUAGCAACUCUACCGACGUCACGGCUUCACGUGGACUUUGCAGAAACAUUCCGUCCUCCAGUACCGUCCACCAUUCCCCAGAGUCCAUCGGAGAAGGGGAGCUGACGUCAAGAGAUGGGGCCCUUCUCCCUGUGGCCAAUCAGAGCUCCGUUCUGGACACCCCACCCAAUCAAAGCCCCCAGGGGGAUCAUGAUGGGAGUGACAAACACGUAGCCAAAGUUGCGUCAUCACUGCAAGUUGAGAAUGCCGAAAUCCCAUGGUUGAACACUCCGCCCUCUGUAUGCUCCAGUGACGCCAGCAGCAGCUCGGAUGCCCCAUCCGCUAAGAGGCUUCGCAUCUCACCAGACGGUUCCGGGUCAUCCGCAUUCAUUUCCGGGUCAUCCACGUUCACUUCCGGAUCGUCAGCAUUCUCAUAUCCAGACCAACCCCAGUUGCCUUACUCUCAACCCGCAGUCAGCCACCCGAGUUUUGAGAACGAGUGCGGUUCCUAUAACCGUCCGUACGCCAUGCCGCCUUUAGCGUACUAUGGGAUGGGCGGGACAUAUCACUACCAGAAUGAUUCGCACAUGGGCUAUUCGUACAUGGGCCAACCUCGUCCACAGGGACUUAACAACAUGCAGACAAAUUCGUUGUACUACUCCCAACAGGAUGGCUGA